This is a messenger RNA of Daphnia pulicaria, 1587 nucleotides long. Its product is annotated as lipid droplet-regulating VLDL assembly factor AUP1-like. The record is from RefSeq and is a predicted model, not a curated record. Gene Ontology annotation, molecular function: ubiquitin binding. The transcript is spliced from 6 exons. Lineage: Eukaryota; Metazoa; Arthropoda; Branchiopoda; Diplostraca; Daphniidae. The coding region runs from base 65 to 1198 and encodes 377 amino acids. Gene Ontology annotation, cellular component: membrane.
AUCGACUGGUUGCUGUUUAGUAGUUCCGACGUAUUUGCAGGGGUCUGUUUACGUGUCGAUAGUAAUGGCUUCUCCUAAUUUAGAAGAGUUAUUUGAGGAUUCAAGGAUUACACAAUGGGAUUGGACAUUGCUGUUGUUGGUAUUUUACACCCCUUUAGGGCUGUUGUUGCUAGUAAUGAGAAUAUUUGCUCUCAUUCAAUUCUAUCUCAUGUUUCUGUACAUGCCAUACCAACCUAUCAAAAGGUACUUGUUGAGGGUGUGUGGAUUCAUGCUGGGCGUCUUUGUGAAUGAGAAAUACUCAAACAAGGCAGUUGUUCAAGAAAAUGCUGUCUGGGUCGCAAAUCACUGCAGCCCCUUUGAUUCAAUUGUGCUUCAAGUUAUUGCAGAUAAGAAAGGAGUCAUCACCACCUUUCCAGAGGAAGAAACAACAACAGCCAAAUCAGGACUUCUCAAAUUUCAGCUCAGAAGCUUUGAACAACACAAACGAAACAACCCGAGCCUUCCGGUUCAGCCGCUCUCUUUGAGGAUUUCACGUCCUUUCCCGUCUUUUGCCAUCACAGUUCUUGACAGCCAGUCCUGGACGGAUGUGUUCUUCCUCCUUUUCAGCCCCUGCACAAUUUUCAACAUUAAAUUUCUGGAACCGACUCAAUGCCGUGAAGAUGAAGAACUCGAAGCUUACGUCAAUCGGAUAGAAUCGACUGUCAGCCAAGACCUCGGCGUUACCGUUACAUCUUUCACAGCCAAAGACAAGGCUGAACUAAUCAAAAGAAAACGAUUUGAAGCUCAACCUCCUCGCCCUGUUCAACGACCCAACAAUCGAUGGCAAGUGAUGGCCAGUCAGGUCAAAGAAGUGCUACCACAUGUACCGAUGGCUGUCAUUUUGAGCGAUCUAAGUCGCACUAAUAGUGUGGAUGCCACGGUGGCAAAUUUAGUGGAAGGUGUUGUCCCUUUCAUUCCCGAGCCUGUCGUGACGAGGGUAGAGAGCGCUCCGUCGGGGCCGUCGUCACAAGCUGGCCCUUCCAACUUUAAACCGUUGGGUGCUUCGUCGCAGUUGCAACAAGUUGCUGCGUCUUCUUUCAGCAAAUUGGUUCACGAGCGUGGCCUGUCAUUGCAGGAACGAAAACAGCGCUUAAUGCGCCAAGCCCAGCUGCGUUACUGUGAACGGCAUGGCCUUCAAAUAUCGGGAAUAAAUUGCUGAAAAUGUCAAACAAAAAAACAACAACAAUAACACGCUGUAAAAGAUUACAAUGCUUCACUUCUCUCCCACCCCCUUCCCGAGAUAUCUUUCGUUUAUUGUGUUUUUUUUUUUUUUUUUUGCUUUGUUUUAGACGGUUUCUCUUUCUUUUUUCUUAUUCCCUCCAACCUGUAUUGUGUUUAUUUGUCCAGCGGGAUUCAAAAAUCAUCGUAUCUCUUGUACUACCGUCUAAAUAUUUGAGCAACUCACUUAUUGAACGCAACCGUCGACACAACCAUCUGUACAUACAUAUAGAUUUGGAUAGAUUCAAAUAGCUUUUUGGAAUUUAGAAAUUCAGUCGCGUUCGGUUCGUCAAAAUACACACACAUCUUAUUUGGUGGCAAAAAAACAUU